Annulohypoxylon maeteangense is the source of this 1928-nucleotide messenger RNA. RefSeq names its product HAD-superfamily hydrolase. Gene Ontology annotation, cellular component: mitochondrion. Gene Ontology annotation, biological process: glycerophospholipid biosynthetic process. The transcript is spliced from 2 exons. Bases 269 to 1633 code for a protein of 454 amino acids. The record is from RefSeq and is a predicted model, not a curated record. NCBI's taxonomy places the organism in Eukaryota, Fungi, Ascomycota, Sordariomycetes, Xylariales, Hypoxylaceae.
CCAUACGUAUUAGGUCGGUUUAUGUAAAGAUAUAUAUAUACCCUCUCCCGGCCUUCAAUAUGAACUUAACUCUCUCCCCUUUAACUUUCAGACCAACAUCUUAUCACGAGUCCGAGUGUUCUUGGAUUGGAUAUAUAUCACUUCAAGACAUCUUGUGCAACGGCGACUAAAAUCCCUCUGGCUGGUCCCCUCUAAGUUAUCACAACUACUUAUUUGCUUUUAUAUCGCGUGUCGAGUUCGAUCAUUACCAUUCACUUCAACAUCAACCAUGUCUCUAGAACCCCAGCAACCUACCUUCCACCGCGGCAGCUUUGCCGACGAGAUCGAGACAGCGAGAACUGAUCUCUCUCGCAAGCUGCUUGUCGGUGAGUCCUCAUCCAGGAGCCCGUCCGAGUCAGAGACCGCUCCGUCUCUCAGCCCCACUGCCAGCGCCACUCCGUCGAGCCCGGAGUCCGAUGGGGCCGUCUCACCUAUCUCCCCUCCUGUCGACGACGAACUUGUUGCAGACAGCUUCGCCUUCGCCUUCGAUAUCGAUGGCGUCUUAGUUAGAGGUGGCCGACCCAUCCCCGAGGCUAUCCAAGCCAUGAAGGCCCUUAACGGCGAGAAUGAAUAUGGAAUCAAGGUUCCCUACAUUUUCCUAACCAAUGGCGGUGGUAAAACUGAGGCCGAACGUUGUGGCGACCUAUCCCGCCAGCUGGACAUUGAGAUCUCUCCAGCUCAAUUCAUCUGUGGCCACACACCAAUGUCUGAGAUGGCUACCAAGUACAAUACGGUGCUAGUUGUCGGUGGUGAGGGUGAGAAAUGCCGUACCGUCGCCCAGGGAUACGGCUUCAAAGACGUUGUCACUCCCGGCGACAUCAUCAAGGCUGACGCUGCCACUACACCAUUCCGCAAGUUAACCCCCGAAGAGCAUCGCAACUCUAAGGAACGAGAUUUCAGCAAGGUCACCAUCGAGGCAAUUUUCGUUUUUGCCGACUCUCGUGACUGGGCCGGUGACUUGCAAAUCAUCCUCGACUUAGCCAUGUCCAAAGGUGGCCGUAUCGGUACCCUCUCCGAGACCUUCGAUGAGGGCCCACCGAUCUACUUCUCUCACAACGACGUCGUCUGGUCGGCUGCCCAUGACAAUGUCCGUCUCGGCAUGGGCGCGCUCCGAGGUAUUGUCGAAUACACCUUUAAGGAAGUCACCAAGGGCAAGACCCUGGAGACCCAUGCUUUCGGCAAACCCCAGAUCGGGACCUUUGAAUUCGCUACCCGGUUGCUCAAGCGAUGGCGCAAGAAUGAGCACGGACUCAACGCUCCCCCGAACACGGUGUAUUUCGUCGGCGACACGCCCGAGAGCGAUAUCCGGGGCACCAACCAGUACAACGAGAAAGCCGAAAACGACUGGUAUAGCAUUCUGGUCAAGACCGGUGUCUACCAGGAUGGUACUGAACCGGCUUACAAGCCUCGUGUUACCGUCAAUACCGUGCUAGAUGCUGUGAACCACGGCAUUGAGCGCGAGAUGGAGCGACGAAAAAUGAAGGCCCAAAGAAAGCCCCGCUUGGUCGAUAUGCCCAAGUUGACCUUGGAAGAGGCUCAAGAUCUUGCCGUCUUCAGCCCCGCUGAGGAGCGUCCUCUUGAGCUUACAGCAUGAUUUAUACGAUAUUACGACUGUUAUAUUUUAGAUGUUUUCAUGAUACCAUAUUUUUUCCAUUCCCAAAUUUUACCACAUUCUAUUACUAUUCACUACAUUACACUCUUCACGCAUGGGAUCAUGCGGUAGUAAGGGCAUUCGUUCGGGCAUUAUUAGGAUUUUUGUAGUAUCAGGAUGGGGGUCUGUCUCAUUAAAUAAUGUUGGAUAUUGUUGCAUUUUACGGCGUUCUUGAUAAAACUGCUAUAUUUAAGCUCAAUUUAUAUGAAGCUAUUUUCAUCGAUUAUAUAUUCUCAUU